Enterobius vermicularis (human pinworm) is the source of this 348-nucleotide messenger RNA. The record is from the annotation of a GenBank genome assembly. Lineage: Eukaryota; Metazoa; Nematoda; Chromadorea; Rhabditida; Oxyuridae.
AUGACGUUUGCUGAGCAACAGUGGCAGCACACAUACACAGACACACACCACAGAGUGGGGGAAGGCGGCGUCGGCAAUGAGGAGCAGAGCCGUUGCAGAGUUGCGGAGCGACAACACCAAUGUACUGAUGCUGUUGCCGUGGCCAUGGUUGUUGCCGUUGCUGAUGCUGCUGAUGCUGUUGGUCUCGCUGUUGCGGCUGCUCCUACCGCUCGGCCAUCACAACUAUGCCUUUGCUAUGAUGAUGCUGAUGAUGAUUUUGAUGGUAAUGAUGAUGAUGAUGAUGAUGAUGAUGAUGAUGGUGAUGGUGAUGCUGCCUUCUCCUACUGCUCUCAUAUCUUUUAUGUCUAA